CUGAACCCCUGCAGUAUAAAAGUGAGUCGGCUAUCAGCGGCCUCCUCUGUGGAAUCCUGAACCGAGGAUCCUGGAACAUGAAGCUGAUCGCCAAAACUCUGGUCGUCUGCAUCUGGGUGAGCCUUGCCAACUGCGCCCCAGCGCCUGCAGAGGACAACCCAGAUGAAGCUACAGCUCAGCUGGACAGGUGCGAGGGACUUGCUUUUGACGCCAUCACACCUGAUGAAAAAGGAAACUACUUCUUCUUCCAAGGCACUCACCUCUGGAAGGGGUUCGAUGGUCCAGCACACAGGUCAAGUGACUUCUUUCACGAUCUUGGCAGCAUCCACGUCGAUGCCGCCUUCCGCAUGCACAACAAAGAUGACCCCAAAUCCCACGAUCACAUCUUCUUCUUCCAGGGUGACAAGGUGUUAAGCUACUACAACCACACUUUAGAGGAGGGCUACCCCAAAGAACUUCAAGAAGAUUUCCCUGGUAUCCCGAGUCAUGUGGACGCAGUGGUGGAGUGUCCUUCAGGAGAGUGCAAAACUGACUCUGUUCUCUUCUUUAAGGAAAACCAGGUGCACAUUUACGAUAUCACCACAAAGGCUGUGAAGACCAAGACAUGGUCUCACCUGCCCCGCUGCACGUCUGCUCUGCGUUGGUUGGAACACUACUACUGUUUCCACGGGCACAACUUCACCAGGUUCCAUCCUGUCACCGGCGAUGUGACCGGCGCCUACCCAAAGGACGCCCGCCGCUACUUUAUGAAAUGUCCGGAUUUCAGUCAUGGAGAAGGUUACUCGACCCCUAAGUGCAGUGAGGUGAAACUGGAUGCCAUCACCACGGAUGAUUCAGGAAAAUCAUAUUUCUUUGCAGGCUCCAUCUACAUGCGCCUGGACAGCCGCCGUGACGGCCUCCAUGCCUUCCCCAUCAGAAGAACGUGGAGCGAAGUGCCCAGUGUGGACGCAGUGUUCUUUUAUGGUGACAAAAUGUACUUCAUCAAGGGUAAUCAGACCUACAUCUACAAGGGAGGCGCCCACUACACCCUGAUGGAAGGGUACCCUAAAUCCCUCGCUGAGGAGCUUGGUGUUGAGGUUGACGUCGACGCUGCUUUCCUCUGCCCCAACAAGCACACGGUUCACAUCAUCCAAGGCGACCGGGUGCGAGCUGUUGACUUGACCGCCACCCCGAGGGUGGUGACGCAGGAGCAUACUCUGCCACUGAAGGACAUCGACGCUGCUCUUUGUGGCCCAAAUGGAAUUCAUCUGUUCAAGGGAUCUGAUUAUUACAAGUAUGAGAGUGAACUCUCUUUGGUCACAAGCAGUACAGCUCCAGUGCCCCUAAAAAUCACUUCAGCCGUCAUGGGCUGUCAGGAUUGAAGGGGAAAACAGCAGGAAGUGUGGCCAUGACAUCAUGUUGAGUAUAAUGAUGCGAAUAAAAAACGCUUCCAAAAGAA
Messenger RNA from Synchiropus splendidus (mandarinfish), 1438 nucleotides. RefSeq names its product hemopexin b (gene hpxb). Bases 78 to 1361 code for a protein of 427 amino acids. The transcript has 10 exons. Lineage: Eukaryota; Metazoa; Chordata; Actinopteri; Syngnathiformes; Callionymidae. The record is from RefSeq and is a predicted model, not a curated record.